UUAUGUUCCGGAUGACCUAAAGGAGGCUGCAAUGGUGGAGGAUGACCUAGAACCCGACGAGAACGCGGUUGAUGGAGAACCUUCGGCAAAGUACGCCUGUCCGGAGAAGGACUUUAGCAAGAACUGCCAGAGCUAUCAGAACUCUCCGGCCGCGGAGUUCUCCAGCCACGAAAUGGACAGCGAGUCACAUAUCAGCGAGACGAGUGACCGGAUGGCUGACUUUGAGAGCGGCUCCAUCAAAAACGAGGAGGAGACUAAAGAGGUCUCGAUACAGCUGGACGAGUCCGUUGUGUCGGACAGCCUGGAACAAAUGAAAGCCGUCUAUAACAACUUCCUCUCCAACUCGUACUGGUCCAAUCUGAACUUGAAUCUCCACCAGCCGACCUCCGAGAAGACCAACGGGAGCAGCAGCAGCAGCAGUAGCAGCAGCAGCAGUUGUGGGAGCGGCAGCUUCGAUUGGCACCAGACGGCCAUGGCGAAAACGCUGCAGCAAGUUUCGCAGAACCGAAUCCUCCCCGAGCCCAGCCUUUUUAGCACAGUUCAAUUGUACAGACAAAGCAGCAAGCUUUACGGCUCUAUAUUUACCGGGGCCAGUAAAUUCCGCUGUAAAGACUGCAGUGCUGCCUAUGAUACUUUAGUAGAAUUAACCGUGCACAUGAAUGAAACAGGACAUUAUCGGGAUGACAACCACGAAACGGAUAACAAUAACCCUAAAAGAUGGUCCAAGCCCCGUAAACGUUCUCUGCUCGAAAUGGAAGGGAAAGAAGAUGCCCAGAAAGUAUUGAAGUGUAUGUACUGCGGGCAUUCAUUUGAAUCGCUUCAAGACUUGAGUGUUCAUAUGAUCAAAACAAAACAUUACCAAAAAGUGCCUCUGAAGGAACCCGUAACCCCCGUAGCAGCAAAAAUUAUCCCAGCUACUAGAAAGAAAACCUCACUGGAGCUAGAGCUUCCCAGUUCUCCAGACUCCACCGGUGGGACGCCCAAAGCAACGAUCUCAGACGCCAAUGAUGCGCUUCAAAAGAAUUCCAACCCGUACAUCACGCCGAAUAAUCGUUAUGGACACCAAAAUGGUGCCAGCUAUGCUUGGCAUUUUGAAGCAAGGAAAUCUCAGAUUCUCAAGUGCAUGGAAUGUGGGAGUUCCCAUGACACUUUGCAGGAACUCACUGCCCAUAUGAUGGUGACCGGACAUUUUAUUAAAGUCACCAACUCGGCCAUGAAGAAAGGGAAGCCCAUCAUAGAAGCCCCCGUCACGCCGACCAUCACCACGUUGCUUGAUGAGAAAGUGCAGUCUGUGCCUCUUGCAGCCACAACCUUCACCUCUCCUUCCAACACUCCAUCCAGCAUUUCCCCCAAGUUGAACAUGGAAAUCAAGAAGGAAGUUGAUAAGGAGAAAAUAACUCUGGAUGAGAAGAUGAAAGAUAAGGAAAAACUGGGCGAUGAGGAAGAAAAAUAUGACAUCUCUUCCAAAUAUCAUUACUUGACUGAAAAUGACCUGGAGGAGAGUCCAAAAGGAGGGCUUGAUAUUUUGAAGUCUUUAGAAAACACAGUCACGUCCGCUAUCAACAAAGCCCAGAAUGGCACGCCAAGUUGGGGUGGCUAUCCCAGUAUCCAUGCUGCUUAUCAACUUCCGAAUAUGAUGAAGCUGUCCUUAGGCUCAUCCGGGAAAAAUACUCCCUUAAAAGCUAUGUAUGGAAAUGCGGAAAUGGUUUCUCCAACCAAAAGCCAGCCACUCAUUUCGCCCCCAAGCAGCCAAACAUCCCCUGUGCCCAAAACCAACUUCCAUGCCAUGGAAGAGCUGGUUAAGAAAGUCACCGAGAAGGUGGCCAAAGUGGAAGAGAAAAUGAAGGAGCCUGAAGGAGGGAAGCUUUCCCCAAUGAAGAGAGCGACGCCUUCGCCGUGCAGCAGUGAAGUCAGUGAACCCCUCAAGAUGGACACCUCGAAUGACGUUGGGUUCAAGAGCCAAGAGAACAGCCCACUUUCUCAGAGAGAGAACUGCAAGGAAAGCCCAAACGGGGAGCCGAUGGAAAAUGGCAAGGAUCUGGUCAAGGCUAUCCCAAGUACCUUGAGUAGCAGCACGGCUAUUAUCACGGACCACCCUCCAGAACAGCCAUUUGUAAACCCAUUAAGUGCAUUACAGUCUGUCAUGAAUAUUCAUCUUGGGAAGGCAGCCAAGCCCUCUCUGCCUGCCCUGGACCCAAUGAGCAUGCUUUUCAAAAUGAGCAACAGCUUGGCAGAAAAGGCGGCCGUGGCCACCCCACCUUUGCAGUCCAAAAAGCCAGACCACUUAGACCGUUAUUUUUAUCAUGUCAACAAUGACCAGCCCAUAGAUUUGACGAAAGGCAAGAGUGACAAAAGCUGCUCUUUGGGUUCAGUGCUUUUGUCAUCCACAUCGGCAUCUUCGGCAUCUUCUUCAUCUACAGUGACAACGGCAAAGACAUCUGCGGUUGUGUCAUUCAUGUCAAACUCGCCGCUACGUGAGAAUGCCUUGUCAGAUAUCUCUGAUAUGCUGAAGAACCUGACAGAAAGUCACACAUCAAAAUCUUCCACACCUUCCAGUAUCUCUGAGAAGUCUGACAUUGACGGUGCGACAAUGGAGGAGCCAGAAGAGACGACCCCGGCUCAGAAAAGGAAGGGCCGCCAGUCCAACUGGAACCCACAACACUUGCUCAUUCUGCAGGCCCAGUUUGCGGCCAGUUUGCGACAGACGUCGGAAGGGAAAUACAUCAUGUCGGACUUGAGCCCACAGGAGAGAAUGCACAUUUCUAGGUUCACGGGGCUCUCGAUGACCACCAUUAGUCACUGGUUGGCCAAUGUGAAAUACCAGCUCCGAAGGACAGGGGGGACCAAAUUCCUUAAAAAUUUGGACACUGGGCACCCGGUGUUCUUUUGUAAUGACUGUGCUUCACAAAUUCGAACUCCUUCGACGUAUAUCAGUCACCUUGAAUCACACCUGGGUUUCCGGCUACGGGACUUGUCCAAACUAUCUAGCGAACAGUUAAACAAUCAGAUAGCACAAACCAAGUCGCCCUCCGAAAAACUGUUGGCGCCUUCGCCCGAGGAAGAAAUAGGGACCUCGUACCAAUGUAAACUUUGCAACAGGACUUUUGCAAGCAAGCAUGCUGUGAAGCUCCAUCUCAGUAAAACACACGGGAAAUCUCCCGAGGAUCACCUUCUGUACGUUUGUGAAUUAGAGAAGCAGUAGCGUUUGCUUUUGGACACACAAAAGACAACGUCAACAACUGUACGUGGCUUUGAGGAAAACUGUCAGAACCUGCCUUAAAGCUACUUUUUUUUUCCUUCCUUCUGUUCUUGGCACAUAAAUUUGGUUUUAACUCUGGGGUGUCACUCUGGCCUAAAUGACUUCUUUUUCUCCCUCUUUCUCUCCUCGUUUUGUAAAACUGUACAGUGUUUAAUAGAGGUGCAUAAUCAGCUGUUGUUACUGGUAAAAAUAUGAAGGUUAAAACGCUGUGGUAAGUGUUUGGAACUUUGUGUAAAUUGGGGUUUUAGUUACUGUGCAUCGCUCCGAUGCCUCAAGCUGCAUGCAUUAACAAAACCAUUUAAUUAAGCAUUUAUUAAUGAAUUCUGGCGCACUUUUUUCAUGGUGACUCAAGUGUGCUGGACGGUACUUCUCACCCUGUAAAUCUUUAGCCCUCUGAGUACUUUGAAGCACUUUUGAAUCAAUUGGGUUUUCGAAAAGAUUGACAUGUUUUCCUUUUUCAAAGAAAAAAUAUAUAAUCUCUUCCAUUGAUGAACAUUUUUAGGCAACUCGAAGAAUGGGCUCAAACAAAGAGUGUCACCAGCUGGUGCAAUUACUUGUUUGGUUUUCUCCAUCAUGUUUUGAAGUAUUCAUAAUGGUUCCCUCCAUAAUGUCUUGAAGGAAAAA
This is a messenger RNA of Anolis sagrei ordinatus, 3883 nucleotides long. The record is from RefSeq and is a predicted model, not a curated record. NCBI's taxonomy places the organism in Eukaryota, Metazoa, Chordata, Lepidosauria, Squamata, Anolidae.